CGCAAGAGAUACUUUGUUACAACAUCCGCUCUUCCGCUGCUUCCUCACUACAGCUAGUACAAUUAAACAGCGUUUUAUUAUGAAGUUAAUAAUACCUUCUUACAAAUCCGCUAAAUUAUGAACAUUUGGCCUUUAACGUGAAGAUCAUGGCGAGGAUCGGUGACAUCAUUCAUCUUAACGUCGGGGGCAAAAGGUUCAGUACCUCCAGACAGACUCUGACAUGGGUUCCUGACUCGUUUUUCUCCAGUUUAUUAAGUGGACGGAUAUCAACUCUUAAAGAUGAGACUGGAGCGAUCUUCAUUGACAGAGAUCCGACUCUGUUUGCUCCUAUUCUCAACUUUCUGCGCACUAAAGAGCUUCACCCCAGGUCAAUAGAAGUGCAUUUAUUAAUGCACGAGGCCGAGUUCUACGGGAUCACGCCGCUGGUGAGAAAGCUGCAGCUGUGUGAUGAGUUGGAUCGCUCCUCCUGCGGGAACGUGUUGUUCAACGGCUAUCUGCCUCCAGCAGUGUAUCCGGUGAAGCGCAGGAACAGACACAGUGUGGCAGGACCCCAGUUCAUGGGGGGCCGUGCGGGGCCCGUGGAAAGGGCCCCUGUGAGGAGGAGUAACACAAUGCCUCCGAACCUGGGCAACGCCGGCAUACUGAGCAAAGCUGCUCUGGAGGAGAAAGUGACGGGGCCGGUCUCUGACCCAGGUAUGGUCAGAAUCGUGUGUGGUCAUCAUAACUGGAUUGCUGUGGCAUAUGCUCAGUUUGUGGUGUGUUACAGGGUUAAAGAGUCGACUGGGUGGCAGCAGGUGUUCACCAGUCCUCGGCUGGACUGGGUGAUUGACCGAGUGGCUCUUAAUGCCAAAGUCAUGGGGGGAUCCCUGGGGGACAAUGAUAAGAUGGUUGCUGUUGCAUCAGGAACAGAAAUCAUUCUGUGGGCGAUCUGUCCUGAUGGAAACGGCAGUGAAAUUGGUGUGUUCAGUCUGAAUGUGCCGGUGGAGGCUCUGUUCUUCGUGGGAAAUCAGCUCAUCGCCACCAGCCACACGGGGAAAGUGGGAGUGUGGAACGCCGUCACCAAACACUGGCAGAACCAGGAUGUGGUUCCCAUCAACAGCUAUGACACAGCCGGAUCCUUCCUUAUUUUGGGAUGUAAUAAUGGAUCUAUUUACUACAUAGACGUCCAGAAGUUUCCUCUGAGGAUGAAGGAUAACGAUCUGCUGGUGACCGAGCUGUAUCGAGAUCCCACCGAAGACGCCAUUACUGCUCUGAGUGUCUACCUGACGCCCAAAACAAGUGACAGUGGGAACUGGAUCGAGAUCGCGUAUGGCACUAGUUCAGGCACGGUGCGUGUGAUCGUGCAGCAUCCGGAGACGGUGGGAUCCGGUCCACAGCUCUUCCAGACCUUCUCCGUCCACCGCAGCCCUGUCACCAAGAUCAUGCUGUCUGAGAAACACCUCAUCUCUGUGUGUGCAGACAACAAUCACGUGCGCACGUGGACGGUGACACGCUUCCGAGGCAUGAUCUCCACUCAGCCUGGCUCCACCCCCCUCACGUCCUUCAAGAUCCUCUCACUGGACGAUAUCGACGGCCACGGAGGCUGCUCUGCUGGCACUGAGAUCGGUCCGUAUGGAGAGCGUGACGAGCAGCAGGUGUUCAUCCAGAGAGUGGUCCCCGACACGGAUAAACUCUACGUGAGGCUCUCCUCCAACGGGAAGAGGGUGUGUGAGGUGCGUUCGGUCGAUGGGACGUCCAUCACAGCGUUCGUGGUGCACGAGUGUGAGGGAUCCAGCCGCAUCGGCUCCAGGCCGCGCCGGUACCUCUUCAGUGGACACAGUAACGGCAGCAUCCAGACCUGGGACCUCACCACAGCCAUGGAGAUCGCAGGGAAGGUGGACAUCAAAGCUCUCGGUGGUCCCACUGAAGAAGAGCUGCUGGAGCUUCUGGACCAGUGUGAUCUGGCUCUGACCCGAACACCAGACAUGAGUCCCGCCGCGUCUCUCACACACUCCUCACGCAACUCCAUGUGCAGUCUUCAGUCUCAGUUCAGUGAAAGCGCUCGAGCUGCCGGGGGUUUUCGGGGUCCGGUGUCUCUGACCGGUAGCUUGCCCCGUCAGGCCCCGCUGGUCCCCCUCAGUAAACCCCAGCUGGGCCUCAGCCAGGCGUCUCUGGUCAGCGGCAGCAGCCGAGAGAAGGACCUGGCAUCCAUCCGCAGAGGCAGCUUCGUGGAGCGCUGUCAGGAGAGAGCCAAGAGCUCGGACACGGCCGGCCUGGACGCGGGGAGGCGGAGUCUAGCGGUGUGCAGUGAGCUCGAAGCGAGGCUCGGUCUCAGAAUGCAACCGGCCUUCUCUGCCCUGACACCUUCAUCAUCACCUUCAUCAUCAUCCAUGAGAAGACCAGCACUGAGUCCUGCUCCUUCACCGCUCAGUCCAGCCAGAUCACAAACACCCGUGUCUCCAAGACGACCUCUGACCUCUCCGACCAGUGAGAGCCCGUCCAAUCAGAAUGUUCCUGAGCAAGAAAGCCCCGCCUCUUCCUCAUCGACCAGCCCCAAACCUCACAUGAAUGAAACCAGCUUCUGAGAGGACAUUUUUCAGAUUGUAUUUAUUGAAUUUGAUUUAUAUAUAAUAUUAAUCACCAAAACCGAACAAUUCAAAAUCCUGGAUCAGGAUCAAAUAUUAUAACAUUUAACAAGUAUAUUACUUUUAGAGCAGUAUUCUCAAUAUCACAGGGUGCCUUAUGAUAUAGAUUGUAGAGUUAUGAUGAGAAUAUGGUAUUUUGCAUGUGAAUGAGGAAAAAAAAGUCACAUUCCAUGGAGAAAAAAAAACAAAAAAACAUGGGUGACAUUUCCAUUCUGCAUUAGUUUUUUCUGCUGACACUUUUUAGUCGUUAAAGUGAAGGCAGAUUUCUUUAGUCGUAAUAUAGCAAAAGUGGAAUUUAAAGUUUUUAUUUAAAUGUUAACAUCCUUACCAAACUUAAUAUGCAAAGACUAAAAGUCACUGGAAAGUCAAAAACUGUCUUCAUUUCUUUGACUCCACCAGUUGAGUGAGAUUGGUGGGCGGGGCUUUGUGUAUAUCCGGCCAAUGGCAGAUUAGGGGCGUGUCUAAGCAGCAUGUAUGAAAACAGUCAUUAUUUGAUCAGUUGUGUUUCGUGAUGAUGGUGAUGUUGCUGAAGUUACACGACGUCAUCAUCUUCAGGAUUUGUUGCUGUUUAGUGUGGCAGACGACCUAAUAUUCCUGCAGGAACACAAAGAGUGUGUGAAAGUUGUUCAGACACAGGAUUAUGUCAUUUCUGCUCACUGACCAUGAGCAGGAAGGGCUCAUGUGUAUAUUACAGUAUAAUAGUAGCAAAUGUGCACAACAAUUGAAUUUAAAUCUAUGGUUAUGUUACAUUACACUUAAAAUUAAUUUAAUAUUAAAUAUUUAGAAACAGAAAAUGUGCAUUAUAAAUUGACAAGACCAUUAGUUACUGUAUUGCCUGAUGACAGUAGUAAAUUAUUAGCCUGUCUGAUAUCGCUGAUAGUUUAUGUCUAUGAUAAGCAGUUUACAGACAGUUCUUCUAAGAAAAGAAAAUAACAUUGUAUAUGUUAAUAACUAACAAAAACAUGUGUAAUGCAGAGUAAAGCAGCCCGAGAGAUGAAAAUGAUAUUAAUAGUGUAUUACAGUCAACACACUGUAUAUAUAAUGAGCAAACAUUCAACACCGUUUCCCCAAACACACACACACACACACACACACACACACACACACACACACACACACACACGUUACAAUCUGAAGUCUGAAGUGUUCACUGUAUUCACAUCAUCUCCUUUUUUUGUUAAAAUAUAACCUAGUGUUUUACACCGUUUAUGACGAAGCUUGACGAUUGUGUAUCUCUGCCAGAUAUUGUUAUGGUGUAUUGUAUGUUACAUUAACAAUAUCAUCCCUGGAUGAAUCUGAAACCGUUUUGCUGAUGAUUAUAAAGAGGUUGUGAUCGCAAAGAAAUGUUUUGUUUAACUUGGACCUUUUGAUAAGUUAUAAUUACUUAUUAUUAUUAUUAUUAUUAUUAUUAUUAUUAUUAUUUUACUGUAUUCCUCAUGUACACUGAAUAAAACUUUAUGAAGUUA
This is a messenger RNA of Carassius gibelio (silver crucian carp), 4090 nucleotides long. RefSeq names its product SH3KBP1-binding protein 1. NCBI's taxonomy places the organism in Eukaryota, Metazoa, Chordata, Actinopteri, Cypriniformes, Cyprinidae. Gene Ontology annotation, molecular function: protein binding. The record is from RefSeq and is a predicted model, not a curated record. Gene Ontology annotation, biological process: protein homooligomerization. Bases 147 to 2564 code for a protein of 805 amino acids. The transcript has 18 exons.